Molecule: messenger RNA, 1760 nt
Organism: Trichechus manatus latirostris (Florida manatee)
Lineage: Eukaryota; Metazoa; Chordata; Mammalia; Sirenia; Trichechidae
Product: histone H2A type 3
Exons: 2
Coding region: 78-470 (130 amino acids)
Biological process (GO): heterochromatin formation
Cellular component (GO): nucleosome; chromatin
Molecular function (GO): protein heterodimerization activity; DNA binding; structural constituent of chromatin
Source: RefSeq, a predicted model, not a curated record
GGCUCACUGGGCUUCAGAAAGGGGUUAUUCCGAGUUCCGCUUCCCGGUUUGAUUUUUUCUCUGUACCUGAAUCGGAGAUGUCCGGACGUGGCAAACAAGGCGGUAAAGCGCGCUCCAAAGCGAAAUCGCGCUCCUCCCGCGCGGGCCUGCAGUUCCCGGUGGGGCGCGUGCACCGCCUUCUCCGCAAGGGCAACUACUCGGAGCGCGUCGGGGCCGGCGCGCCCGUGUACCUGGCGGCCGUGCUCGAGUACCUGACGGCCGAGAUCCUGGAGCUGGCGGGCAACGCGGCCCGCGACAACAAGAAGACGCGCAUCAUCCCGCGCCACCUGCAGCUGGCCAUCCGCAACGACGAGGAGCUCAACAAGCUGCUGGGCCGCGUGACUAUCGCGCAGGGCGGCGUCCUGCCCAACAUCCAGGCGGUUCUGCUGCCCAAGAAGACCGAGAGCCACCACAAGGCCAAGGGCAAGUGAGGCCUGGGAGAGGCAAAACGGCUCUACUGUUGCAGACAAGUCUUUUUUGAAAUCAACGGCUCUUUUCAGAGCCACCCACUCUUUCAAGAAAAGAGCGCACUAAGCAUAUGGUGUUUUAUUUGCCAAGAGCCAGAGUCAUCACUCAAAGGCGUUAAGAAGCGCCUUAAUGGUGCCAUUGAUUCAGCUCCGUCUCAUAGCGACCCCACGUAUAACAACACUCCACCCUCCAGCAGAGUCCUCCCUCCUCUGCCUGUGCAGCCCUCUGCUGCUCCUUCCCUCACAAGGAAGAGUCUGUUUUCCAGGCUCUUGACUCUGCACUGGCUCUGUGACCAACAGCACACAACAUCCAGUCCUGGGGACCCUUGGCCCUCUGGGGACCAUGUGAGGAAGCUCAAAGUAGCCAUGGAGAAAGACUAUGAGGCGAAGAAUCGGAGGCACCCCAGACAUGUGACGGAGGCUGUUGGGACCAGCCCACUCCCAGCCCACCUACUAGCAAAUACACAGAUGAGCCCACUCCAACUGCUGACCCACAGAACUGCCAGCAGAAAAGCGGCUGUUUACGUUUUGGGCUGGUUUGUUACUCAGCAAUCAAGAGCUAAAACAGCACCACCAGCAAGUGGAAACCACGGUCCCACACCAGCCCAGCGGCUGACAGGGAGUUUCCUAAGCUUGGAGGCUCAUCAGGAAAUUGUGGCCACCUGACUUUAGUGCAAGAAAAGGCUUAAAGCCUUUUCAAUGAUUUAAAAGCUGCACGUGCAGCAAGUGAAGGUGACUGCGAUGAAGAAUUUGUUCCAAGUAGGGGUUGGUUCCAUCGUUUCAAAGAGAGGGCAAAUUUACGUAUCAUUAAAGGACAAGUACAAGUUGUCCAUAAAUCUGACAUUCAUAACCUGGGGACUGCCUGUAUUCUCAAAAACUUAAUUCCCCCUGUUUGAGAAUAAAAUCACCUAAAAUCAGUUAAUAUAAUUCACCAUAUCAACAGGCUAAAAAAGAAAUAUAAUCAUAUCAGUGUAAUAUGCAGAAAAAUGUGAUAGCAGAAAAAGCAAGUGACAAAAUCCAACACGCAUUCAUGAUAAAAUUCUCGGCAAACUAGAACUAGAGGAAAACUCAACUUGAUGAAGAUCAUCCACAAAAAAAACCUACAGCUGACAACUUAAUGGUAAAAGACUGAAUGCUUUUCUUCUAAGAUUGGGAAUGAGGUAAGAAUGUCCACUGUCAUCACUCAUUCAACAUAGUGCUGGAUGUUCUAUCCAAUGCAAUAAAAGGGAAAGGAAAGAAAGAAGGAAGGAAGAA